AUGGCGUACAUGGCUUCUUUUUGUGCGUAUUCCCCCACGGAAGCUUCCUCGAGCUCCACCUGUAUGCCAAAAUCUCCAUUGAAUUCUUCAACACCAAUUCGUUCUAUGAAAACAGGGAAUAAGCAUCGUGGAUCUGUACGAAUUGGUAUGGUUUUACAGAAAAAGAUGUCUUUAGUUAUUGCAUCUCGAGUUCUGGCGCAUGCGCGUGAAAUAUCGGACGAGGGCGGUGAAGAAGAAUGUAUAUUGAAUAAUUGUAAUGGUGGAUUUAGUUUAGUUUCUGAAGAUUCUGUAUUUUCAUCUCAGGGUAAUACACAUUCCAAACAAAGUGUCGAAAAGAAAAUAGAAAGCACGUCAAAUAUGAAGACACCGACUCUCAUGCCCUCACAUGGAAGCCUGACAGGGGGAGGCACAAGGGCUGGUCUUUUCAGGACACCAAUAUCUGGGGGAGUGCAAAAUGCAACAUCUGCUCAUGGCUUGCCCAGGCCAGCCUUAGCGGUCCGAAAUUUAAUGGAGCAGGCUAGGUUUGCUCACUUGUGUACCAUGAUGUCACAAAUGCACCACCGGAGGAAUGGUUAUCCAUUUGGUUCACUUGUAGAUUUUGUUCCAGAUCUGAUGGGACAUCCAAUAUUUUCAUUAUCACCACUGGCCAUACACACCCGAAAUUUGUUAGCCGAUCCAAGGUGCACUUUAGUAGUACAGAUUCCGGGAUGGAAUAGCUUAUCAAAUGCAAGGGUAACAAUAUUUGGCGAUGUCCACCCCCUUCCAGAUGAUCAGCAGGAAUGGGCUCAUAAACAGCACAUAGCAAAGCAUCAACAAGGGCCUUCUCAACAGUGGGGGAACUUCUACUACUUCAGGAUGCAGAAUAUAAGCGAUAUAUAUUUCAUUGGAGGCUUUGGAACUGUUGCUUGGGUUGAUGUUAAAGAAUUCGAAGAAAUUCAACCUGAUAAGAUUGCAGUCAAUGGGGGUGAACAAAAUCUCAAGGAACUUAAUGCAAUCUUUUCGAAGCCCUUGAAAGAGCUUUUGGCCAAGGAAGCUGAUGUAGAUGAUGCUGCCCUUAUAUCGAUAGACAGCAAAGGAACUGAUAUUCGUGUCCGUCAAGGUGCACAGUAUAACGUACAGAGGAUUUCAUUCGAAGUUGGUAGUUCUGUUGAAACACUUGAAGAAGCUAAGAAAGCACUUUCAACUCUAAUAGAUCAAGGCCAGCUUUCUCAGACAACCCGUAAUCGUUCUUUAAGAAAGCGUAUAGGAGCAACAGCAGAGCUCGAGAUACAUCAAAAGAAAAUCCUCCAAAACUCUCGAAGGCUACACAACCCGUGUGCAUGCACACAGAUGCAUGAUGUGCAAAAUGGACACAAAUCUCAACCAUCUUCGCCCCCAACACCAUCGUCACAUUUGGCCGUUAGUGUAGGACCAGGUUGUCACAAGUACUCCUUCUCGUCAUCCCCUUCCCCACCCUUUUCACGGCCUCCUUUGAGUAAGAAGUUAUUUAGUCCAGCAGCAGGACCCUCAACCUUCUCAUUGGAUCAAAGAGACAUCGAUGAACAGGAUUCCAAAAGCUGCUGUCUUAGAGACCUGUAA
This is a messenger RNA of Fraxinus pennsylvanica, 1578 nucleotides long. Lineage: Eukaryota; Viridiplantae; Streptophyta; Magnoliopsida; Lamiales; Oleaceae. The record is from the annotation of a GenBank genome assembly.